Molecule: messenger RNA, 1245 nt
Organism: Baudoinia panamericana UAMH 10762
Lineage: Eukaryota; Fungi; Ascomycota; Dothideomycetes; Mycosphaerellales; Teratosphaeriaceae
Exons: 3
Coding region: 1-1245 (414 amino acids)
Biological process (GO): cellular response to oxidative stress; protein phosphorylation
Molecular function (GO): calcium/calmodulin-dependent protein kinase activity; ATP binding; calmodulin binding
Source: RefSeq, a predicted model, not a curated record
AUGGCUGCCCCCCACCCACAGACGCAAGUUCAACCCUGUCGUUACAAGACCGGCAAGACGUUAGGCGCGGGCUCAUACAGCGUGGUGAAGGAAUGCGUGCACAUUGAUACCGGUCGCUACUAUGCGGCCAAGGUCAUCAACAAGCGGCUGAUGGCUGGGCGAGAGCAUAUGGUGCGGAAUGAGAUUGCGGUGUUGAAGCGGGUCUCAAUGGGCCACCAAAACAUUCUCACGCUUGUGGACUACUUCGAAACGAUGAACAACCUCUACCUUGUCACCGACCUCGCCCUCGGCGGCGAACUGUUUGACCGUAUCUGCCGAAAAGGCUCCUACUACGAAUCAGAUGCUGCCGACCUGAUCCGCGCUACUUUGUCCGCUGUCGCCUAUCUUCACGACCAUGGCAUCGUCCAUCGCGAUCUCAAGCCCGAGAACUUACUCUUUCGUACGCCGGAAGAUAACGCCGACCUGUUGAUUGCGGAUUUUGGGUUGAGCCGGAUCAUGGAUGAAGAGCAGUUCCACGUACUGACGACCACAUGUGGAACGCCAGGGUACAUGGCGCCCGAGAUCUUCAAGAAGUCUGGACACGGCAAGCCUGUGGAUGUGUGGGCGAUAGGUGUUAUCACAUAUUUCUUGCUUUGCGGAUACACGCCGUUCGACCGGGAUAGCAAUUUGGAAGAGAUGCAAGCAAUUCUUGUCGCAGAUUACAGCUUCACGCCUAUCGAGUACUGGAGAGGCGUAAGCUUGACGGCGCGGCAGUUCAUCAAGCGUUGCUUGACGAUCGAGCCGACGCAGAGGAUCACGGCGCACGAGGCGUUGAUGCAUGAGUGGAUCGCGGGUCCGCAGUCUGGCCGCGGUGAGGAGGAUCUGUUGCCGACAGUGAAGAAGAACUUCAACGCACGGCGGACGCUGCACAAAGCCAUUGACACGGUGCGCGCCAUCAACCAGCUCCGCGCCGGUGGGUUAGGGAUGAUGGACGGCAUUAUGUCGAAGCAGCCGAAGAAGAUGGCGCCGAAGGAGCAGCAACCGGCUUCGGAGGAUGAUGUGCAUGCCAAUGGCCAGAUGUCGCAAGACGUGGAGAUGACCGACGCUGACGGCACAAACGGUAGUGCCGAUAAGGUCGACUCCUUUGUGUUGGACCCGAGAGGGCAUGGUAAAGGCCAGAGUGACGCACAAAUCAAGGAGCAGCAGAAACGGAUAGAGGAGACGCAGAAGGGUCUGUGGCAAGCUCGAACGUCGCAGAGAGCGUAG